Molecule: messenger RNA, 1344 nt
Organism: Candida tropicalis MYA-3404
Lineage: Eukaryota; Fungi; Ascomycota; Pichiomycetes; Serinales; Debaryomycetaceae
Exons: 1
Coding region: 1-1344 (447 amino acids)
Source: RefSeq, a predicted model, not a curated record
AUGAGAAUCCUCUCGAAAGACUUUCCAACAUCAUUAUUCCAUUCAACUGCCCCAGGCUGGGUUCAAAGUUCUAUCCAUCAACCGCUGAAUCAAACUAUAUCAAUAGCUUAUCAUCUAAAAAAUUUUCUUUUAUGGUUAAUUUUUAUUAAUAUUAUUAAUAAUUAUACCUUAAAUUUUAAAUUAUAUUUUGGUGAAGUUGAUGUAGUUUCUUUAUUAUCAAAUUAUAAACCAAUUGAUAAUUCAUUACUUUCACAAAAUUUAGAAAAUAUUCUUCGUGGUAUUUAUGUUAGAAAUGAAGCUACUUAUUUGACUCAUAUUAAUGAUACAACAAUUAUUGCAAAACCAAUUUUUAUUUGUAAUGAUAAUUCAAUUCUGACCAUUUUAAUUGAAGGUUUUUUCAAUGGUGAUAAAGAACAGAAUAAACUUAAAUUAGGUCAUAAAACAAUAGUUCAAAAUAUUAUUACAGAAAGGUUUCCUCAUUCAUUUACCGUAUUUCAUUUGAAUUCUCAUAUUAAAAUGGUUCAAGAAGUUCUUGUAAUUUUCUUGACUAGAUUAUAUACUGAAAGAGGUCUUGAUAUUGUUAAUAUUGUUAAAAAAGUUAAAUAUGUAAUUGCUCCAGUAACCAUUGGGAAAUUUGGAAUAUUAGUAAAUUCAUUUGUUUUAUAUUCUUUAUAUGUGGUUUUCCAUUGUGUUCCUAAAUCUUUAAUAUGGCAUUAUUCCAAUUUGGCACUGUUAUAUGUUAGUAAUACAGUUAAUAUUGCAUUUAUAUUGAUGAUUUUAAUAUCAAAAUCACAAUUAAGAGAUUUUUCAAAUAAUAUUUCUUAUUGUUUGUUAAUCAUUGAAUUUAUUUCUUUCCUAGCAAUAAUGUUGUUAUUUUUUAAUGAUCACAAGACAAUCAUUAGCAGACAAGUUUUAUUACCUUAUUCUUGUCCAUCUUCAGUAUAUUCAGAAAGAAAUAGUAAAAUUGGUGAUCCAAAAACAGAAGAACUCAUUCAACCUGAAAUAUCACAACCUCCAUCAACACAUAUUCAUAAUUCUCAACAAUCUCCAAAACAAAUCAUAAAUUCAAGUCCUCUUGAAAAGCAACAACAACUGAAGACUAUAUUACCCCAGAAGAGGGACUCUGUUCCUAUUCAAAGUCUUCAGGAACAAUAUGCUACACCUGUUCCACUUACUACACCAGUAAUUGGUGAUCCAUUACAUCAAGGUUCAAUUACUACACCAGGUGUUAGAAAUCCUGAAAGAAGAUGUGUAACAGUACCUGUUAAUCUUCCAAGAAAAUACGAAAACUUACAUCAUAGUCCUGCUGGUCAUCCUGGUCAUUUACCAAAUUUACAGUUGUAA